CAACACUCCAACUUUGGUGCUGCUGGCCGACAGUGCAGAGCACCUGCAACAGCAGCAGCAGCAACAGCAGUGCAGGAGCUUUGAUUCACCGCCCGGCUGCCCCUCCAUCGCGGAUCCCCUCCCCCAGGGCUGAUAAUUAACUCCGAGGCUGAAUAAGAAGUGAGCAGUCUGGGCGUGGGGGAAGGAUUUGCCGCCACCGCCAUGGACAGUAGCACCUGGAGCCCAUCGCCCACCACCGCUGCUGCUCCAGUGGAAUCCUAUGAGCGCAUCCGAAAUGCUGCGGACAUCUCUGUCAUUGUCAUCUACUUUGUGGUUGUGAUGGCCGUCGGGCUAUGGGCUAUGUUUUCCACCAAUCGUGGGACAGUCGGAGGUUUUUUCCUGGCAGGCCGAAGUAUGGUGUGGUGGCCGAUUGGAGCCUCUCUCUUCGCCAGUAACAUUGGAAGUGGCCACUUUGUGGGGCUGGCUGGGACUGGAGCAGCUUCAGGGAUUGCCACUGGAGCCUUUGAAUGGAAUGCCCUGUUUUUGGUGGUUGUGCUGGGCUGGAUAUUUGUUCCCAUUUACAUAAAGGCUGGGGUAGUGACAAUGCCAGAGUACCUGCGGAAGAGGUUUGGAGGCAAGCGGAUCCAGAUUUACCUUUCUGUUCUGUCCCUGCUGCUCUAUAUAUUCACUAAGAUCUCGGCAGACAUCUUCUCUGGAGCCAUAUUCAUCAAUCUGGCUUUGGGCCUGGAUAUAUACCUGGCCAUCUUUAUCUUAUUAGCAAUUACUGGGCUUUACACAAUCACAGGGGGCCUGGCAGCUGUGAUCUACACGGACACCUUGCAGACAGCAAUUAUGCUGGUGGGGUCUUUUAUCCUGACUGGGUUUGCUUUCAAUGAAGUGGGAGGGUAUGAAGCCUUCAUGGAAAAGUAUAUGAAAGCCAUUCCAACCUUAAUUUCUGAUGGAAACACCACCAUCAAGGAAGAAUGCUACACUCCAAGGGAAGACUCCUUCCACAUCUUCCGAGAUCCCCUGAAGGGAGACCUCCCAUGGCCUGGGCUCAUCUUUGGGCUGGCCAUCCUCGCCUUGUGGUACUGGUGCACGGAUCAGGUGAUUGUGCAGCGCUGCCUCUCAGCCAAGAAUAUGUCUCACGUGAAGGCCGGCUGUACCCUGUGUGGGUACAUGAAGCUGCUGCCCAUGUUCCUCAUGGUGAUGCCAGGGAUGAUCAGCCGCAUUCUCUACACAGAAAAAAUUGCCUGUGUCAUUCCUUCAGAAUGUAAAAAAUAUUGUGGCACCCCAGUUGGCUGUACCAACAUCGCCUACCCCACCUUGGUGGUGGAGCUCAUGCCUAAUGGAUUGCGAGGCCUGAUGCUGUCAGUCAUGAUGGCUUCUCUCAUGAGCUCCCUAACUUCCAUCUUCAACAGUGCCAGCACCCUCUUCACCAUGGACAUCUACACGAAGAUCCGGAAGCAAGCAUCUGAGAAAGAGCUCAUGAUUGCAGGAAGGUUGUUCAUUCUCUUUCUGAUUGCCAUCAGCAUUGCCUGGGUGCCCAUUGUGCAGUCAGCACAAAGUGGGCAGCUCUUUGAUUAUAUCCAGUCCAUUACCAGUUACUUGGGACCACCCAUUGCAGCUGUCUUCCUGCUUGCUGUUUUCUGGAAGAGAAUCACUGAACCUGGAGCCUUUUGGGGACUCAUCCUAGGAUUUCUGAUUGGAAUUUCCCGUAUGAUUACUGAGUUUGCCUAUGGAACUGGGAGCUGCAUGGAGCCCAGCAACUGUCCCACCAUUAUCUGUGGGGUCCACUACUUGUAUUUUGCCAUUAUCCUCUUUGUCAUUUCUGUCAUCACCAUUGUGGUCAUCUCCCUGUUCACCAAGCCCAUUCCAGAUGUGCAUCUCUAUCGUCUGUGUUGGAGUCUUCGAAACAGCACAGAGGAACGUAUUGACCUGGAUGCAGAAGAGGAGGACCUCCAGGAAUCCCCGAAGGAUACCAUUGAAAUAGAAGUUCCUGAGGAGAGAAAAGGGUGCUUCAGGCGGGCCUAUGACCUGUUCUGUGGGCUGGACCAGAAGGGACCUAAGAUGACCAAGGAAGAGGAGGCAGCUAUGAAGAUGAAGCUGACAGACACCUCUGAGAAGCCUUUGUGGAGGACAGUAGUGAACAUCAAUGGCAUCAUCCUGCUAGCUGUAGCUGUCUUUUGCCAUGCAUACUUUGCCUGAGUCCUAUCUUCUGCUGUAGACUCAUCAAGGCUGCAAUCUUUACCUCCCUUCAGUUCCAUUCUGUAGCAUUGAAGGGAAACCAGAUAGUUGUAAAAUUUGCCCAGUUGGAUAAACAUGUAUACAUGUAAUUAAUUAUAGGGUAGCUGAAGGCAAAUCAUUAUUUUGCCAUUAACUUAUAUAUUGAAGCCAGUGUAAUACUUUCACCUGUACAUAUUAGAGUCUCAGAAGGAAGGUUGGUUCAGUCAUAUUCAUAAAAAUCAGACUAAGAAACAGAAGUCCUAUGGUGUCUGAUACAGUUUUGUCUCAAGUAGAAUCAGUGUGUCCACAUUCUUUGUGAUCCUUGAAUACUAUUUUUAGAGUUUUAAUCUCUCAAUUUCUAACCAUGUCUCAACUUCUCAUCUUUAUUUUUUAAGAAAAAAUUUCUCCCACCAUCAUAUUCUUCUCAUGUUUUUCCUUGUACUAGAGAUACCAAUCUGAGAAACCAAUGAACACCCAGAAGUUGAGGAAGAAAAUUUGAUGGAGUCUUGUCCUUGUUAUUUGCUCCUUGAAGUACAGGCCUCAGAAAAGUUGUACUAGCCCAAUAGGGAGGGCCCCAGGCCCAAGGGAAAACAGAUAAUCUUGAGUCCAGGGAAUUUUCUUAUCUUUUUAAAGAUUCCCAUUGGGUGUUCCUCAUGUUUGGGAUUUCACUCAUUUUGACAUUCAAUAUUCCUAGAAUGUCUUGGCCCCUCAGUAAGUCUUUAUUUUUUAUUUUCUUUUUUUCUAAAUCAAUGAUACUGGCCUUUAUUUACAGAUAGUUUUGCCUGGUUCUUGGUUAACCAGUUUUUGUAUACAUACUUUACCCUCUGGUGAUUUUAAUAAACUUAAAUGCAUUUGUCAGAGGCUACUGUGCCUCAUGGUGCUGAUGUUGACCCAUGGACUUAGAAGCUGACAUUGUGUCACUUGACAGAGAAAAUGCAUCUCCCAGGGUAUCUGUCAUGUCAAUACAGCUUCAUUCUCCAAAGAAACAUUGAAAUAAUUAGCCUAGGUUUGAUCCUUCAUUAGUUCAUGUGACUACAGCUAUUAUUCCUUUAUCAGGUGUCUUGAUUGCAAAUCAUCUAUUGACAAAGGUUAAAAUGCAUUGUCUCUAUUUCAGGUGAUGGUAAUCCUUGCCUCUAUGUGAAAACAAUGUAGUUUUCAUUGAAUUGUUUCCUAGUAGGAAAUCAUUUUUAUUUAAUUUAAAUGUAAUUAUUUUUAAAAAUUCUACCUGUGAAAUCUUAAUGAUAAUAUAUUCACAUUGGAGUUAAAGUCAACUUGUUUGUAUUGAAUGAUUUGGAAAAGAGUUUUGGGUUUGGAAAAGAGUUUUGAGAGUAGGUUUUGGGUCUAGAAGAAGUAGCUUGACAGGGGAUGGCUUAUUCUUGUGGAAGGAAGGAAACCUAGUGUUCACUGCUUUAGGUGCAUUCUUAAUCUAAGCAAAGAAUAGGGAAAAUGGAGAUUUUCACAUGGCUAGCAUUACUUAAAGGAAUGUCUUGUGUGGAGUUUGUGGUAAGUUUUGACCUUUGAGAAUAAAGGGAGAGGAUUGAAUAGUAUUAGAUGAAGUGCCUUGUGUUUGGUUUCUGUCUUAGUCAAUGAUUUAUUAUAUAUAUUGGGGUAAAUUA
This is a messenger RNA of Ictidomys tridecemlineatus (thirteen-lined ground squirrel), 3821 nucleotides long. RefSeq names its product sodium/glucose cotransporter 1. The record is from RefSeq and is a predicted model, not a curated record. Gene Ontology annotation, biological process: sodium ion transport; transmembrane transport. Gene Ontology annotation, cellular component: plasma membrane. NCBI's taxonomy places the organism in Eukaryota, Metazoa, Chordata, Mammalia, Rodentia, Sciuridae. Gene Ontology annotation, molecular function: D-glucose:sodium symporter activity.